This is a messenger RNA of Paramuricea clavata, 1301 nucleotides long. NCBI's taxonomy places the organism in Eukaryota, Metazoa, Cnidaria, Anthozoa, Malacalcyonacea, Plexauridae. The record is from the annotation of a GenBank genome assembly.
AUUAUAUAAUCAUUAGUCUUGAACACGUGUUAGCUGCGUAACAUAUACAAAAAAUCUUCUCCUAAUUCUUUAAUUCACUUCAUAUAGGAUUGAUAAUAAUUGGAAAAGCGUAAAAAUAUCUUCGCAGAGGCCAAAUGAACACCGAUUACGGGCAGUGCGAGUACCUGGUGAAAGGAACAUGCGGCAACUGCAGCUUGGAGGUACUGUAUCUUCCACAUCAUCCGUUCAUCCUACCAAAGAAACAUGGUUAAAUAUACAGAACUCAAGUCAAUUGCCAUCGAAUAAUGCCACGGAAAGACCAACAAUGAGAGACCUACAAGACAUGUUUGCUCCGGCUCAGGUGCCGCAAGAACAAGGCACAUCAUCUAGUACUGCAGUAGACCAUGGGGUGUAUGUCACGCAUGUAUCAAUGGAAAAGCCAACAGACAGUUCGGCAUAGAAAAAAAAGUAGUAGUAAAUUACCUAUAGGUUUUUAAAGGCAUGCAAAAGGUUGCGGCCAAUGCGAAGUAAAGGUGGCCUGCGAAGCGGAGCGACAUUUUAAUUUAUUUAAUUUAUUCGUAGUGAUAUUUAAUCAAUGUCGACUUCUUUUGGGUAAAGAUAGCUUUCGUCGACCAAACAUAAAUUAUUGAUUGAGGAAAAGGAUUGAGAAAACUUGGUUUAAGCUUGAGCUGUAUUAAUUUCGUUAAUUUCAAUUUGGGCGAAUAUUUGUAUCGUAUACGAGCUUUUAUCCAAUGCUCCAAUUUAAUAUCAGAUAUAAUUGACAUGCAUGUUUCAUGGAAUUAGAAAAAAGAACCGAAAUUUAUAGACACUUUCUGGAUUUGCUUCACGAAAUGCACACGAAACAAUAGCUGGAAAUCGAGGGGGACAAUGCAUGCAUGUAAUCCAUUCUAAAUACUGUAAGUCAUUUUCAUUGCCAGCAAGCAUAUGGAUGAUUCCAGCUAUACAGACAAAAUUUUGAUCUAGACAAGACGAACGAAAUUGAUUACCAUAGCUGCAAAGAGCAUCUUAAAAUGUCGAGUAAAAUUGCAAAGUUUGAUUGCGAAUUGUUGGUUUCAAAAUCGUUAAAAUGUCAAGAAUCAACAACCAGGCACUUGUAAUAAUCCUAAAUUAUAUACCUUCUAUACCAUCCCUUUUAAUCAUUAUACCAUUACACCAAUCACAAACUUUUGCCGGAAUCCUACUCUAGUGGCCGACGACAUACUGGAAACAACAAAAUACGCGCUGAUGCAUGCACGAUAAUAACUCAAUUGCAUACUCGUAUAAUUUAUAGACUAAUGGCGUAUGGUGAAUGAACAUUUGAA